GGUCUAAGUAUGGUAUAUAUUUACAUGAUAUAUACAACAAAACUCAGUUAAUCCAAUUUACAAUUCACCCAGAAGAAGUAGCUCUCACUUUGAAAAAGGUUGAUGACCCCAGAUACAAAUGUCUAUCAAUCAUUCUGCAGGUCAAUUUGGUAGACCAGCAUAAAAGGUGUAUUAUCACCGCAAUCUCGAUUUGGGUGGUUAAGCCAGCCUCAAGGCAGGAUUAAAUUGGAUGCGGGAAUGAAAGAUACAGAGCAAGAAUCGAAGACGGGGAAAAGUUUCCUUGGAUUCUCUGGCUACUACUCACUGAUAUGUCAUGGGGGUUUGUGUUCGACCGACUUAAACGUUCAGGGCCAAACGCCACGGGAAGAGCAGACCGUGACGCAUUCUACAUCUCAAUAUGUAGCAACAUCUAGCUCCUGCAGAAACAGGUGUUUUGAGCUGGUUGAGAUGGAACCACCAAACUGUCGUUGUGACAAUCUUUGUAAGACCUACAAUAGCUGUUGCUCUGACUUUGACCGUCUCUGCCUCAAGACAGAUGGUGACUAUGAGUGCAGUAAAGAUCGUUGUGGGGAGAUACGAAAUGAAAACCAUUCCUGCCACUGCUCAAAUGACUGUCUAGCCCGAGGAGACUGCUGCACCAACUACAAGACACGCUGCAAAGGAGACAGUUCAUGGCUACAGGAUGAAUGUGAAGACAUGAAGACUCCCGAAUGCCCUGCAGGAUUUGUGCGUCCACCACUCAUAAUUCUUUCAGUGGAUGGUUUCCGAGCCUCUUACAUGAAGAGAGGGAAUACUGUCAUACCUAACAUUGAGAAGCUCAGAAAAUGUGGAACCCAUGCACCAUUUAUGCGACCUGUGUACCCUUCCAAAACCUUCCCCAAUCUCUACUCACUGGCUACGGGUCUGUAUCCAGAGUCUCAUGGUAUAGUUGGUAACUCCAUGUAUGACCCUGUCUUUGAUGCCACGUUCACCCUGAGAAGCCGAGAGAAACUUAAUCACCGCUGGUGGGGUGGACAACCAAUCUGGAUCACAGCUCUCAAACAAGGAGUCAAGGCCUCCUCCUUCUUCUGGCCCGUCACGAUCCCACUGGAACGGCGGAUACUUGCCAUGUUGCAGUGGCUCCAGCUCCCUGAAGUAGAGAGACCGUACGUUUAUGCUAUGCACUUUGAGCAGCCAGACAUAUAUGGACAUAAAAUGGGACCCAAUAGCAUCGAAUUGAAUUAUCCUCUUCGGUUGAUUGAUAGGAUUGUAGGUCAACUCAUGAAUGGACUUAAGCAGAUGAAAUUGCACCGAUGUGUCAACAUCAUCAUAGUUGGGGAUCACGGUAUGGAAGAGGCCCAUUGUGGCCAAACGGAAUUCCUCAGCAAUUACUUGACCAAUGUUGAUGAUAUCAUUCUUAUUCCUGGAUCCUUAGGCAGAAUACGCCCAAGAUUCCUCAACAGCCCAAAAUAUAACCCCAGGGCAAUUGUUGCAAAUCUAACUUGUAAGAAACCAGACCAGCAUUUUAGGCCUUAUUUAAAGCAGCAUCUGCCAAAGAGACUACACUACGCUAAUAACCGACGGAUUGAGGAUGUACAUCUACUCGUGGACAGGAAAUGGCACAUUGCCAGGAAAGCACCUGAAGUGAAGAGACUUUGUGGCUUCUUUGGUGACCAUGGAUAUGACAAUAAAAUCAACAGUAUGCAGACAAUAUUUUUGGGAUAUGGGCCUUCCUUUAAAUUCAAGACAAAAGUUCCAGUCUUUGAAAACAUUGAGCUUUAUAAUGUUAUGUGUGAUCUUCUUGGUCUAAUACCGGCACCCAAUAAUGGAACCCACGGCAGUCUGAACCACCUACUAAGAAACCCUUUCUAUAAACCUACUAUGCCUGAGGAAUUUUCAAAGCCAACCUCUUCAGCUCAUAUUCAUACAGGAACAGAUGACCUUGGCUGCAAUUGCAAUUACAAGUUUCGAGUAAAACGACGGGACCAAAGGGGUUUGAAAGUGACCAUUGCACGAGGCUAUAAUCUGGAGUCACUCUGGCUCUGUUUCUUACAGAACCAAGUGGAGGAGCUAAAUCAGCGACUGGGGCAAGCUAUUGAUGACAGUAGGAAUAUGCCAUAUGGUCGACCUGCAGUACUAUACCAUACAAAGUACUCCAUUCUGCACCACACUGACUAUGUCUGUGGCUACAAUGAGGAUCUUGCAAUGCCUCUGUGGACUUCAUACACCAUUAGCCGACAGGUAGACGUGUCUGCUUUGCCUGAAGUCCUGAUGAACUGUGUUCGGCCAGAUGCCAGAGUCCAAUCAGCCUUCACCCAGUCCUGUACAAACUACAAAGCAGAAAAACAUGUCACGUUUGCCUUCUUAUACCCACCACAAUUAUCCACAAGCAUCGAGAAGAAAUACGAAGCCCUUUUUAUAACCAACACUGUUCCUAUGUAUCCUGCAUUCAAGAAAAUAUGGUUUUAUUUUCAGAGAGUCCUUUUGAAGAAAUAUGCCACUGAAAGAAAUGGUUUGAAUGUUCUCACUGGACCAAUAUUUGAUAAUGAUUUUGAUGGUUUAAAGGACUCCACUGACAAGAUUAAAGCGUAUGCACGUGGUACAAUACCCAUCCCAACACACUUUUUUGUGGUUCUAACCAGCUGUUUAGACUUCAGGAAGGCUGCAGAUUCAUGUGGUGGCCCCCUUAGCUCUGCUGCCUUCAUCUUGCCACACAGACCAAACAAUGAUGAGACUUGCAAUCGCUCAGAUGAGGAGUCGAACUGGGUGGAGGACAUGAUGAAGCUCCACACAGCCCGGGUCAGAGAUGUUGAAAUCUUGACAGGUCUGGACUUGUACCGUAGGACCACACGGAGUUAUGCUGAAAUCCUAUCAUUGAAAACGCAUAUGCACACUUAUGAGAGUGAGAUCUAAAGUUUUACCUUUAUAUUUUUGCUGGACUUGAACUAUUUGAUCACAUUGUCUAUGACGAGAUAUCUCAUGGAACUGCACACUAGCUUGAUUGCUUCAUUCCCAUCUCUUCAACACCACUAAAUUGUAAAAGUCAGGUAGUAGUGAGGAAAAAAAAAACUUUUGAGUGUCUGUUCUGGACACACACGCGCACAUGCACACACACACACACACACACACACACACACACACACAAAAGAAACCUGUGAAGAUCAGAAUAUGUGUUUUACAUUUUACUGUAUUUGAAUACAGGUAUAUAUUAUACACGCUUGGCAAUGUUUUUGCGAUAUCAUGUACCUAUGGACACGGCUGCAGCCACCAUUCUGGAGGUUACGUAUUGUUUUGUUCCAGUGCUUAGUGAGUAUUUGACAAUAGAAAAAUGUUAUGGCCAACGUCAAAGAAUGUUUAAUUACUGUGUUGGAAUCAAGGGGAAAUGUUAGAACAUUUCUCCAGCAAGAGAUGGAGGUUGUGGCUUUCACAAAUCAACAGGGCUCUUUUCACUCCAGUUCGAGAAAAUACCUAGUCCAUACAUCAUUCGUGUUUGUUCUGAACACUUUUUUUAAAGGUAACCUUUAACACGAAGCAAUGUUAGAAAAUGCAUACUGCAUACUUUACACACACACACACACACACACACACACACACACACACACACACACACACACACACACACACACACACACACACACACACACACACACACACACACACACACACACACACACACACACAUACACACACACACACACACACA
Messenger RNA from Hippocampus zosterae (dwarf seahorse), 3682 nucleotides. RefSeq names its product ectonucleotide pyrophosphatase/phosphodiesterase 2 (gene enpp2). The transcript has 25 exons. Gene Ontology annotation, molecular function: calcium ion binding; phosphatidylcholine lysophospholipase A1 activity; alkylglycerophosphoethanolamine phosphodiesterase activity. Gene Ontology annotation, biological process: immune response; phosphatidylcholine catabolic process. Lineage: Eukaryota; Metazoa; Chordata; Actinopteri; Syngnathiformes; Syngnathidae. The coding region runs from base 238 to 2892 and encodes 884 amino acids. The record is from RefSeq and is a predicted model, not a curated record.